AACACGGUCCUGAAUGGGUUAAAGAGUUUCAACCGUUAAAACCUCCUCCCCAACACAGAGGGACAAAUCGGCCAAUUACAAGCGAGGUACACUACAGCUUAUUUUACAUACAAGUUGUAUAAAUAAGCAAGUAUCUGCGUCACAGAAUUCAUACGUCUGAAAAACAAAAAUGCCUGAACAAGCCGCCAAAUCCGCUCCGAAGAAGGGCUCCAAGAAAGCCGUCACCAAGACUGCCAGCAAGACUGGAAAGAAGAGGAGAAAGACCAGGAGGGAGAGCUAUGCUAUCUACGUGUACAAGGUCCUGAAGCAGGUCCACCCUGACACCGGUAUCUCCUCCAAGGCCAUGAGCAUCAUGAAUUCGUUCGUGAACGACAUCUUCGAGCGCAUCGCCUCCGAGGCUUCCCGCCUGGCCCAUUACAACAAGCGCUCCACCAUCACCUCCAGGGAGAUCCAGACCGCUGUCCGCCUGCUGCUGCCCGGUGAGCUGGCCAAGCACGCCGUGUCUGAGGGAACGAAGGCCGUCACCAAGUACACCAGCUCUAAGUAAGCUGCUGUCAGCUCCUUCAAUCCAAACCAACGGCUCUUUUAAGAGCCAC
This is a messenger RNA of Cynoglossus semilaevis (tongue sole), 596 nucleotides long. RefSeq names its product histone H2B 1/2-like. The coding region runs from base 170 to 547 and encodes 125 amino acids. Gene Ontology annotation, molecular function: structural constituent of chromatin; protein heterodimerization activity; DNA binding. NCBI's taxonomy places the organism in Eukaryota, Metazoa, Chordata, Actinopteri, Pleuronectiformes, Cynoglossidae. Gene Ontology annotation, cellular component: nucleosome. The transcript has a single exon. The record is from RefSeq and is a predicted model, not a curated record.